AUGUCAGAAAAGAGAAUAACAUUACCUACAGUACUCAAUUUAGUGUACAAACGUCAAGCAGAUGUUACCGUCGAAAUUAGUAUUGAAACAACAGCUAUGGCCGAGACCACGGCUGAAGAAACAACAGUUGCGGAGACGACCGCUGCAGAAACCACGGUCGAGGAAACUACGGUAGCCGAAACCACAGUAGCUGAAACUACGGCUGCCGAAACUACGGCUGCGGAAACCACAGCUGCGGAAACUACGGCUGCAGAAACUACGGCGGCGGAAACUACCGCAGCAGAAACCACAGCUGCAGAAACCACGGCUGCGGAAACCACUGCUGCGGAAACUACAAUGGCAGAAACUACAGCCGCAGAAACUACCGUUGCAGAAACAACGGCU
Strongylus vulgaris is the source of this 384-nucleotide messenger RNA. The record is from the annotation of a GenBank genome assembly. NCBI's taxonomy places the organism in Eukaryota, Metazoa, Nematoda, Chromadorea, Rhabditida, Strongylidae.